This is a messenger RNA of Drepanopeziza brunnea f. sp. 'multigermtubi' MB_m1, 951 nucleotides long. RefSeq lists its product as uncharacterized. The record is from RefSeq and is a predicted model, not a curated record. Lineage: Eukaryota; Fungi; Ascomycota; Leotiomycetes; Helotiales; Drepanopezizaceae.
AUGUCCAUCUUGAUGACUCAAGUUAGCAAAUCCCCAGCAUCGGCUCCGCAAGACAAUCAAGCUUCCAGUAAACCUCGAUCGCCGGUCUCUUCUAAGACUAGACCAGUUGCACGACCUGCAAUCUCUCUAUCCUCUCCAGUUAGAGCUUCUUCCCAACGUCGCCCAGUCCAGACGAAAACAGCCAGAGAAAAUACAAUUUCAUCUCGAACAUUGCAAGCUCACGAAGAGCGAUCGAACGCAGCAAGUCUCAUCUCAAGUCUGCCCAGCUCAGCCAAAGCUACGUCAAUCAGUUCCGGCAGCAUCAACAACAGCACCCGGAGCCCCCGAAAAACCGGAAACACUCCCACCACGAAGCCAACCACCCAUCUCAAAACCCCGGCACCCUUCAAAAUACCAGGACCACAAUACGGUGCCCUGGGAGCCUCCUACACUGUCUCCCGCGCCCUGCAAAUGGUUUGCCUUAUAACCAUCAUUGGCAUCUGCUCGAACUUUAUCAUUCUCAUGGUCAGUGCCAAGCAGAAGCCAGCUGAUGUGAUGGUCGGUACUGUGUCUGUCGCCUCCAUCGCAGCCCUCUACAUAAUCAUAACCUACAUCCUCUACUUCGACUCCCUCCUUCCCUUCCUCAUUGCCUGCGCCCUAGAUUCUCUCCUCCUGAUCGCAGUCAUCGUCGUCGCCGUCACAGUCGGCAAACCCCUUUCCUACCUUGACUGCGCCGCGCUCCCCUUCUCGGGCGGCAACCGUGGGGAGUUCAUGAUGUCGGUAGCCAAGAACAUGCAGAAGGCCAACUACUGGGUCUGGGCGGGCGGGGACCGUACGAGCUGUUUCGAGAUGAAGGCCGUGUGGGGGCUGAGCAUUGCGCUGUGCGUCCUGUUUGCGUUCAGCGGGGUUGUGAGUGGGCUGAUGUGGAAGAGGAACCAGGGAAUUGCACCGCCGAAGGAUGUCGAAGGCUAA